AUGGAUGCGUGGUGGAGAGUCAAACGCUUCAACGACAACCACAACCACCCUCUAAUCAGAAAGCCGUCCCUGACAAAGUUCCUAUCAUCACAUAGGAACAUUCCCAAAGAUGAGCAGGACUUCUUGAAGAUACUGCACGGAUGCAACAUAGAGACAUCAAGACAGAUGCAACUAAUGGCAUGGUUCUACGGGUCUCCUAACAAUGUACCAUACACGACAAAGGACAUCGCAAACCAGCGAGCUAAAUUCCGCAUGGAGUACCGCCACGCUGAUGUGGGAAGCACAGUCUCAUACUUCCAAGAUAUGAAGGCACAAGAUCCAGAUUUCUAUUGGAGAAUAAAACUUGAUGACGAGGACUGGGUGGAAAAUUUGUUCUGGAUAGAUGGUGCGUCGCACAGGGCAUAUGCUAGAUACAAUGAUGUCAUCUCAUUCGGCACAACAUACAUGGCAAACAUGUACAAGAUGCCCUGUGCGCCCUUCAUUGGCAUUAAUAACCAUGGGUAG
Molecule: messenger RNA, 504 nt
Organism: Aegilops tauschii subsp. strangulata
Lineage: Eukaryota; Viridiplantae; Streptophyta; Magnoliopsida; Poales; Poaceae
Product: protein FAR1-RELATED SEQUENCE 5-like
Source: RefSeq, a predicted model, not a curated record